This is a messenger RNA of Cornus florida, 1926 nucleotides long. RefSeq lists its product as uncharacterized. The transcript is spliced from 3 exons. Lineage: Eukaryota; Viridiplantae; Streptophyta; Magnoliopsida; Cornales; Cornaceae. The record is from RefSeq and is a predicted model, not a curated record. Bases 121 to 1494 code for a protein of 457 amino acids.
CUUCAUCAAUGUCCCUCCUUCAUAUAUAAAUUAAACACCUACCCUUUCUUCUUCAGCCCACCUAUACAUAUACAUAUAUCUACAAUACCUAUAUAUAUAUAUAUAUAUAGGUAUAUAACUAUGGCAAGAGACGAUGAUCAAGUAGCUCAUAUGGAAGAGUAUGAUGGUGGAUACAACAACAGCAUGAUGAGGAGGCCUCCAGCUCUCUUGAACUCCAUAUUCAUGGCGACAGUGAACAAGGCGGCAAAGGCACUGGUGGCGGUGGCGUCCACGUCCAGUGCCGAAGCCCAAAACGCCGAGAAGUGGAAGGCGGCAGACCAUAUGAGGUUCAUGGUUAUGCUCAUGACUUGGAUGGUUGUUUGGGUUCUUAGGAUUCUGAUGGAUCACUUCCCUUGCAGCAGCUCUGUGCUACCCAGCGCCCUGCAGUACUCAAAUUCCCCCUUUCUGCUAACAGAUCAUGAUGGUGGUUUUUCUCCCAUGGAGGAAUCAUUUAAUUUACCAUCAUCAUCAUCAUCAUUAUCAUCAACACUUUCUUCUUUAGAUUUGGUUCUCCACCAAGCUGGCUCUAAUACUGAACCAUCCUCAAUUAAAGCACUCGGUAGAGCGCUUUCACAUGUAUUUGCAUUGUUGAACGAAACUCCAGCUUCGUCGAGAAAGUACCAGUUUGCGGUGGCGAUGGCGGACAAGAUCGUGGAAGAGAACUCGAGGCAGGGCAACGUGGAGCUACUGCAAAUCAAUCGUACAGCACUAGCUUCUGCAUUUGCUCGUACUUCGGGACUUCUGUACCGCUCGCUUCAGAGGAGCCAAGGCCAAUGCCAAACCCAAAGCGGGGGAGUCGUUGAUGACUUCUGUGGAGGGUCAUGGGUUAUUAAGACACUUCCCUUGGGCUCCUUCUUUGCCUCUUACUUGAAAUCAGGUCUCAGCCUCUGCCUCGGCUCCAUAUUUUCCGGUUUCUCCGGCACCAAGCAGAGGAGGCAGCUGGUGGGAGCCAGCGGAGGGGAGAGUAGUGAUAUUGUGGCCGAGAAGCAUGCUCAUGAACUUCUGUGGAUAACCAAUAAGCUGAGGGCGUGUGGGGCCGUCGACGAAGCUCUUGUCCAGUGGAGCUUAGCCUCCGGUCUCGCGUCUCUCUCUCUGACGGGCAACCCAAGGGUUCAAGGCUUCAUCGUCAAAAUCUCAGCUAUAUUGAUUGGAGAGCUGACUCGAGGAGAGUUGGAGGUGCCAAGGCAAAUAAAGUACAGGCUGCUGGUGCUUUGGCUUCCGUUGUUUUGCUACGCAGAGAAUGGGUUAGCAUAUCCAGUGUUGUCAGGUUACGAAAAGGGAGAAAUGGAGAGGACAAUGGAUGAGCUGAUCUCCACCUUACCUGCAUUGGAUCAAGAAGUCAUCCUCACAAAUUGGCUACAAGACUUCACCAUCUCUACCUCAGAUUGGCCUAAUCUCCAAAUGUCCUAUGAUCGCUGGUGCCGUUCUACUCGAAAGCUUAUUACAGUAUCUUAAUUAUACACACACACACACACACAUAUAUAUAUAAGCCUCAUCCCUCAAGAGUCAUGACUAGGUACUAGAUAUGCAGCCACAUGCUUCAGCUUUCUCGCUUAAUUAGCUUUCUAUGUAAAACAAGUGACUAUUUGAACCUCUACAAGGUACUACUACUCCUCCUACAAGGUACUACCACUCAUAUAUAGCAAGUUCACGCAUGUACCUAGUUCACAACUUAUUUACCCGUUGCAGAACAUGUUUCAUGCAAAUAAAUUUUAAGAAAUUAUCACACAAAAUGUCAUCUCCGAAAUUUCAAUUUCAAGGACAAUUUGUCCAACACUCGAUCCUUAGUGUGAUAAUUCACCCAUUUCUAUGAAUAAACUACUGUUUAAAUUUUGUUUGGUGUGAUUGGUUAAUGGAUUUAGUCCAUUAUUGUUUUGUUCUGUUGGA